Messenger RNA from Fusarium falciforme, 582 nucleotides. RefSeq lists its product as hypothetical. The coding region runs from base 13 to 582 and encodes 189 amino acids. The record is from RefSeq and is a predicted model, not a curated record. The transcript is spliced from 3 exons. NCBI's taxonomy places the organism in Eukaryota, Fungi, Ascomycota, Sordariomycetes, Hypocreales, Nectriaceae.
UGCAGAGCUCGUAUGCUUAAAUGCAGGUGUCUCCCAACAUCUAUCUUUUUCACCAAGCUACUCAUUCACUCACUGCACCUUCUCAAGCUCAACUCAUCAAUAAUCAAAUCAGUCACCAUGAAGUUCGCCAUCUUCACCACUCUUACUGCUCUCCUCGGCAGCGCUGCUGCUGCCAACCAGGCCAUUGUCAUCAACGACUGCUCUACCGACAUCUAUGUCCAGUCUUACCCCUACAACGGCGGUGCUCCCGGCCCCUUGACCACUGUCAAGCCCGGAAAGCGAUUCUCUGAGAACCUUCGCUCUACUGGCUCUACUGUCAAGAUUGCCAAGACCCGAACCCUGACCAACCCCCUCUUCUUCGGUUACUCCUCUACCUCCAAGCCCGACUAUGUCUACUAUGAGUUCAGCACUGAGUGGGGAAACCCCUUCGCUAAGGAGCGCAACAUCCUCAGCCCCGGUGCUGGCUGUGAGAAGUUUGAUUGUGCUCCCAAUGCUGCCAGCUGCUACAGCACUCCCAGCAUGAAGAAGGUCUACGGCUGCCCCAGCCCUGUUAAUGUCUACGCCCGCGUCUGCGCCAAGUAA